This is a messenger RNA of Balearica regulorum gibbericeps (East African grey crowned-crane), 822 nucleotides long. Lineage: Eukaryota; Metazoa; Chordata; Aves; Gruiformes; Gruidae. The record is from RefSeq and is a predicted model, not a curated record.
AUGUGGCUCUUUAUUGCAAUCCUGGUUUUGAUACAAGCACUCGCGAACUCAGAAGGUGCCAUCGAGCAGGAAAAGGCUAUAAAUCCCGAGACUUCCAUGAAUGUUAGCCAGUUGAUCUGCCACAGAGGGUACCCUAGUGAGGAGUAUGAAGUCCUGACUCGCGAUGGCUACUACGUCAGUCUGAACAGAAUUCCUCAUGGGAGAGAAAAUCCGAGGAACACAGGGGCCAAGCCGGUCGUAUUCCUCCAGCACGGGUUACUUGGAGAAGGCAGCCACUGGGUGGAAAAUCUGGCUAACAACAGCCUUGGCUUCAUACUGGCAGACUCCGGCUAUGAUGUCUGGCUGGGAAACAGCCGGGGGACAAGCUGGUCCCGGAGACACCAGCACCUUUCAGCUGACCAGGUUGAAUUCUGGGAUUUCAGUUUUCAUGAAAUGGCAAUGUACGACCUCCCGGCCAUGAUCGACUUUGUCCUGCAGAAGACUGGGCAGAAGCAGAUAUAUUACAUUGGCUACUCCCAGGGCUGCACGAUCGCGUUCAUUGCAUUUUCAUCCAUGCCAGAACUGGCUCAGAAAAUCAAAAUGUUUUUUGCCCUGGCUCCAGUAGUGACAAUCAAGCAUGCCAAAAGUCCCGUCAUGAAAAUGUCCUUCCUCGUGGACAGGCAAUUCAAGAUGUUUCAGCUUCUGCUCGGCAGAAUGGACGCCUCGCUGCGGAUGAGGAAGCUGUGGAGGUUUCUCCCCCAGCUAUGCAGGCACCCACUGCUGCACAAGCCCUGUGCCAGUCUCCUCUUUCUGCUCGGUGGCUUCAACAAGAAGAACCUCAAC